GUUGAUCGCUGCUCUCCUGCGAAAUCUGACCAAGGCUUUGAGAGAAUCAUCUCACUGGCUGAGGUGCGCGGACUUGGUCUCGUUCCUCGUCUUUCCCCCAACACUUGUUCUCGGGUGCUGUUCCCGUGUCUCAACAACUUGGUCGAAGCUACCUGAUUGGCUGAUAUGGUCGACCUUCCUUCAGACUACACUCACAUCCAUCAGUUUGCGCGAGAUCUUAUAGCAUUCAUGCACGAGCCGCGUUCUGUGCAAAUCACUGGCGGCAUUCACGUCAACGAUGCCUUCAUCUACGACGCUUGGUCAAAAUUACCAUCAGAAUGGACAGCAUGGUGGGAAUCAUUAUCCAACCCACAAGAUGCACAAAAAGACCUGAUCAACAGCCUUCGAAAAGAGCCAGAAGCAAGGCAACACGAUCUUCAAGGUCGACCGGACAGUCUCUCCCAGUGGCUAAAUUGUAUCCGCAAUCUCAGUCUUGACCGAGAACAAUUCGUUCUCCCUGAGGGAAUCCCUCAUGUUGAAGUGCCGGAGAUACUGGCCAGCAGAAUGGUCACCAAGAAAUUGGCGGAAGUAAAAGCAGGCGCCCGCUACAUCAACCACGUCUGCAAGACCAAUAACAUCACCCGCGUCGUCGACAUCGGGAGCGGACAAGGCUAUCUCUCUUUGACUCUAGCAGCCGCUUGCAAUCUGAAAGUCCUCGCCAUCGACGGCAGCGCCAAACAAAUCGCCGGUUCAAAAGCAGCAGCCGAACAAGCAGGCCUCACAGAAGGCGAUCAGAUCACCCACCUCACCCGCUUCGUCACCGGCACAGACGAACUGGCCACUGAAGUCUCAACAUGGGCAGAAGGAGAGAAAUGCCUACUCACCGGUCUUCACGCCUGCGGCUCACUAUCCGAACACAUGAUCCGCCUCUCCACCACUACCCCUUGUAUCUCCCACAUCGCAGUAGUAGGAUGCUGCUACAACCACAUCACCCCCUUCUCCGCCUCCAAUCCCACCGGUUUCCCAAUCUCCACCUUCAUGCGCUCCCACAACCUGAACUUGUCAACUUCAGCUUUGAUAACAGGAUGUCAAGCCCCUACAAACUGGAUACACAACCCAAACUCCAUUUUUGGACGAAAACACUUCUACCGCGCAGUGCUGGAAAAACUGCUUUUCGACAAAAACCUUGUUGCAGACGGCGCCCGUCCAGUUUGGGGUAUACGCAAUGGCGACCUUCGCAGCUUCCACACCUAUACCUCUCGCGCCUUAUCCUCAUUAAACCUCAUCAUUGGCAAAGACAUCAGCGAGCAAGAAGUCACCGGAUACGAAAAAGCAUAUGCAGGAAGAUCAGCAGAGACGGCGAUAUUGUGGACGUUAUCGGUGCUGCUUUGUAGAGUUGUGGAAAGUGUGAUUGUAUUGGAUAGAGUGUUUUAUUUGGAGGAGCAGGGGAUGGAGGAGGUGGGGGUUUUGCCUGUGUUUGAGUAUAGGGAGAGUCCGAGGAAUUUGAUGGUUGUGGGGAAGAAAGGAGCCGAGCUGUAAAGGGAUAUUCUUGAUGCCAUCUUUGCGUUUGUGUGAUAUGUUUCUAGUUUAGGAUACAUCAUUGAAGAUGUUUUUAAGAAAGUACUCGCUCCGUCGAGCAAGCACGGCCAGCACUUUGUCGGAAGGCACGAUAAUUCACGAUAGGCAACCAA
Messenger RNA from Aureobasidium pullulans EXF-150, 1670 nucleotides. RefSeq lists its product as uncharacterized. NCBI's taxonomy places the organism in Eukaryota, Fungi, Ascomycota, Dothideomycetes, Dothideales, Saccotheciaceae. The transcript has a single exon. The record is from RefSeq and is a predicted model, not a curated record. The coding region runs from base 166 to 1518 and encodes 450 amino acids.